Messenger RNA from Adelges cooleyi (spruce gall adelgid), 2894 nucleotides. It is a transcript of the gene Taz, whose product is annotated as tafazzin. Gene Ontology annotation, biological process: cardiolipin acyl-chain remodeling; inner mitochondrial membrane organization. Gene Ontology annotation, molecular function: 1-acylglycerophosphocholine O-acyltransferase activity. The transcript has 4 exons. Bases 530 to 1321 code for a protein of 263 amino acids. NCBI's taxonomy places the organism in Eukaryota, Metazoa, Arthropoda, Insecta, Hemiptera, Adelgidae. The record is from RefSeq and is a predicted model, not a curated record. Gene Ontology annotation, cellular component: mitochondrial membrane.
GCAGCUGCGGCGGCGGCCACACAGCCUCCGUUAUCACAGCUAGUGGCGAUGACCGCCAUAGAGUGUGGUGCGGUCACGGCACGGUUAUUGUCUGUAGUUGAAAGUCGUUUUAGUUGAUAACCGCGACCGUCAGCGGACGAUGUAGUUGUUUUGCGGCCAGCAGUGUAGUGUUGCGUUCGUUAGUUGCUUUUUUUAAUUUUUUUCUCUCUCUUUUGUUUUGAUUUUUUUUUCACGUUUUGCCGUUAUACAGAGUUAAUAUAUUUUUUAUAAUUACAACGUUCGUCAUUAAGUAUUCAUAGGGAGAAAAAACCGUACCGCCCGCCCCCGUGUGUCCGUCUAGCAUGCAUAUUGGAUUAUACCGAUCGAUGAAGAAUAGAGUAAUUAUUAACUGCCCCCGUUUUUGACAAGUCUACUGCACACGACCGAUACCCGUCGUCAUGUUCUGGUCUGCCGUUGUCUAGUUGUCCGAGCUCGAGCGAUACCACCGACGACGACUGGACACGGCAACGACUGUUCUACGGUGACCGCCAUGAGGGAAGAAUACAACAUCGACUGGGUCAUACCCAAACUGAGAAGCCAACGGACCCUGUGGAAGGUCGCGUCCAACAUAACGAUGGUAGCGGUCGGCUUGUUCAGCAAGAUCAUAAUCAGUUGGCUUAACAAAACGAAAUUUUAUAACACCAAAACGUUCUUAGAUGCCAUUGACCGACCCAAACAUGUGCCGCUCAUUACAGUUUCCAAUCACGACUCCUGUUUCGACGAUCCUGGAAUUUGGGCUGCUUUCGACUGGAAAAGUGUAUUCUUAGCAAAACAAACCCGUUGGUCUUUGGCGGCAAACGACAUAUGUUUUACAAAUCCAUUUUGUGCUUAUUUCUUCAUGCUCGGCCAGUGUAUACCGACCAUUCGAGGAUCUGGAGUCUACCAGGACGCUGUCAAGUUCAGCAUAGAACUGCUGUCGAAGGGUCAUUGGCUGCACUUGUUCCCAGAGGGCCGUGUGAACAUGACCAAAGAGUACAUACGUCUCAAAUGGGGAGUCGGACAAAUGAUAUACAAAGCGCCGAUCAUGCCCAUAGUCAUACCGAUUUGUCACGUCGGCAUGGAAGAGAUACUGCCCAACACGCCGCCGUACUACUUACGGACGGGUCGUAAGGUGACAUUUAAUUUCGGCGAACCCAUCGACUUGCAAACCCUAGUGAACGACCUACGUGAAUCGGGUGCGAGCGAAGAAGUAGCCCGAAAAACGAUCACCGACAAGAUCGAGGAAGAACUGUACAAACUGAAAAAGGAUACGGAACUGUUACAUAAAAAGUUAAACUCUUGACGGCCUCGUUGGCUAUUUCGUACAGAAAACUAUUAAAUAUUAAUAAUAGGUUUUCUAUAAGCGGUGAUAAGAGUUUUUUUUUUUUUUUUAUCAUUAUAAGUUGUUUGAGUAAUUAUUAUUAUUAUUAUUAAAUAGUUUAUCGUGUAAUUGUUUUUUUAUCAUUUUAAAAACUAAGAUCUACAAAACAGAUGUAAUAUUAUAUUAUUAAUUUUUACCAAACCUUAAUUCUUUAUUAUUUAAAGAAUGGUUUCUUUGUUAUUAUGUUGUAAUGAUUAUAUAUUAUUUAGACAAAUAAUAAUAAUUACUUGUACGACAUAAUACAUAGUUAUCGUUGUUGUUUUUAUUUUUAAAAUAAGGUGAUUACAAUUAGAGAUAUUAAGUAUUAAAAAAUAUUGCAUCUAGCUGGUAUAUAUAUAAAAAAAAACUUACGAUUGUUUUUAAUCACUGUUAAUUAUAUUCCGUCCAGACAAGUUACAUAUUUAAUAUUAGUGAAUUACUUUGCCAACCACGAAUUUAAACCAAUUAAGUUUUGUAGAAUGCCGAAUGUUUAUGGUUUUAUUCAUUUAUACUUUUAUAAAACUUAGUUAUAACUCAAGUUACGAUUUUUUCAAAAUAAUGUUAUUUAUGUAUAUUAAAUUUUAUUUUUAUUAAUAGCAUGUACUAGUCAAUAAAUUGUGUUGUACAAUAACUGUACAACAUCUUUUAUUUGGUUUUCUUUUUAUACAUAUAUAUAAGGUAAUCUGUAUUAGAUUUACAUUAUUUUUAAGUUAAAUCCAACACAGUUGUUGCCUUGCACAAAAUUUGUCGUACGUAUUGUGUUCAAAAUAAUAUUUUUAAAAAAAUUAACUGACCCGUUAUUUUUUUAGUAUAAUGUUUUUUUUUUAAAAAUUGUAUUAUAUAAAUUUGUGAUCAUAAAUACAACUUUUUAUAAGUGUAUAAAUCGAUAUUUUCAAAUUAAUGUUAAUUUUGUAUAUAACUCUUUGGUGGUAUUUCAAAACUUUUCUAAUUUUCAUAUGUUUAGCCGUAUAAUUAUGUUUACAGAUUAAUGGUUAUGUUUAUUAACGCAAUUUGACUGUUGAAGUUAAUACCACUUUUAUACUAUGUAUAAUUAUUUAAGUUUUACGAGGCGCUAUUAAAUUUAUUAUGGUUGUAAAAUCGAAUCGACACAAAAAACAAUAUUUUAGUUUUAAGACAACGGUAUUAUUCUCAUUAAGGUUAAAUCUAAAGAAAUGUUUGCUGUAACUUUCUGUUUGUAACUAAUUUACUUAAAAUUGUACAUAAAUUGCCUAAAACUUAUCAUGACAAUUUUUUACCCGAGGUAAUUUACCAAUGGCACAAAAGCGGGAAAUUAAUAUUAAGUUAUCUCGUAUGGAUAUAAUGUGUAUAUAUUUGUUAUUUGUUUUUACCAAUUUAAAUCAUUAAAAUUGCCUGUAAACUGCCCAUACUGUUAACAUCACUAGCGGUGUCGGUGACAACGACACAUAAGUUCAAUGUAAAUUUGCAUUGUACUUGGGAUAAAUAGUUUUAAGUUGAUAUUUUUAUAAAGAAAAUAUAAUUUUUAAUUUGUCGAGUA